AGCGCGCAGACUCGUGAAAGAUAUGGCGACCAUCAAAGCGAAGGUCCAGGACGCCGCUUCCUCCGCCAAGGCCGGCAUCGACAAGGCCAGGGCCACCGCCGGCGAGAAGAUGGAGAAGGCAACGACCACGGACCCGAUGAAGAAGCGUGAUGCCGAAGAGAGCAAGGACGACCGCAAGCUCAAGGUAGCCUCCGAUGAGCGUGAAGAGAAAGAGGACCACGCUGCCCAGAGGUCCGGGAGGCGCACCAUCGUCACCGGUACCUAGGCUGCCUUUAGAGCUAGUCAUGUUGGGAGCAUGUGUACUAGAGUAAGGUCACUUGUUAGCUGAAUCAGUCAAUCAGAAUAAGCGGCAGUUCCUAUGCGA
Molecule: messenger RNA, 364 nt
Organism: Lolium perenne
Lineage: Eukaryota; Viridiplantae; Streptophyta; Magnoliopsida; Poales; Poaceae
Biological process (GO): embryo development ending in seed dormancy
Source: RefSeq, a predicted model, not a curated record